Messenger RNA from Sinocyclocheilus anshuiensis, 814 nucleotides. Its product is annotated as histidine triad nucleotide-binding protein 2, mitochondrial-like. The record is from RefSeq and is a predicted model, not a curated record. The coding region runs from base 76 to 537 and encodes 153 amino acids. NCBI's taxonomy places the organism in Eukaryota, Metazoa, Chordata, Actinopteri, Cypriniformes, Cyprinidae. The transcript is spliced from 5 exons. Gene Ontology annotation, molecular function: catalytic activity.
ACAAAUCCUCAGCAGCAGCACGUGAGAGGUGGAUUUCCAUGGGAUAUGGACGCUGUUUGUCCUUAAAACAGUGCAAUGACAGCUUGCAGUAUUUUACUAACCCGGCAGGUUUUGCCUCUUGGACAUAAUUUACGGCGUGACUUACCUGUGAAGACCGUUUGCUCUUCCACGCGCGACGAGGUUCGCUUGGCACAGGAAGCCAGCAGGAAAUACGGAAAACCUGAACCCACUAUAUUUUCUAAAAUAAUUGACAAAACUAUCCCUGCAGUUAUCAUUUAUGAGGAUGACAAGUGUCUAGCUCCUGUGCAUUUCCUGGUUAUUCCAAGGAUUCCCAUUCCCAGGAUCAGUGAAGCACACGAUGAUGAUGCAUCGCUCCUGGGUCAUCUUUUGAUAGUGGCCAAAAACGUAGCAAAGAAAGAAGGACUGGAUGAAGGAUACAGAGUUGUCAUUAAUGAUGGAAAAAAUGGGGCACAGUCCGUGUAUCACCUUCACAUUCAUGGUCUUGGAGGACGGCAAAUGAAAUGGCCUCCAGGAUAGAUGGACCUUCUGUCAGAAUAAAAGUAAUGGUCUGCAUUUUUGGAGGAGACAAGCAUAACUGAAAUACAAAAUGAAAAUUUGUUGGAAAUUACCAAAAAAAAAAUUUGUCAAAUGAGAGAGUGGGAACUAUUUUCUACAUUAAAAUUAAUUUGACUGGUUUUCAGUCUUCCAGUCAUUCACUGGGUAAUAAAAAUGUUCUGGUGAAUUUUGCAAGAUUCACAGUUGAUAUUGGCUUUUUGCACAAUGGGUAUUAAAUGUUUGGCAUAUGCAGAAGAUG